AAAAUGCGUUGUUGUGCGGUUUGUCCCUCAUGGGUUUGCGUACUCUCGCCUCCUAGCCGCUGACGGUCGGCUUGUGCGCAGCAGGAGCCGCAGAGAGAGGCGAUGGCAGGCGUUCAACCUCAGGACGACCUGCUGAAGAUGACCCACAGGGAGAACUGGAGGAUGCAGCAUGAGCGGCUGCACAUAAAGCACCGGGGGCAUGAAGCCAUGCAUGCUGAGAUGGUGCUGAUCCUCAUCGCCACGCUGGUGGUGGCUCAGAUAGUCCUGGUCCAGUGGAAGCAGAGGCAUCACCGCUCCUACAACCUGGUGACUCUGGUCCAGAUGUGGGUGGUCCCGCUCUACUUCACCAUCAAGCUCUACUGGUGGAGGUUUCUGUCCAUGUGGGGGAUGUUCUCCGUCAUCACCAGCUACAUCAUCUUCAGAGCCACCCGCAAGCCGCUGUCCUGCAGGACACCCAGGAUGGUCUACAAGUGGUUCCUGUUGAUCUACAAGCUGAGUUACGCUGUGGGAGUCCUGGGCUACCUGGCCAUCAUGUUCACCAUGUUUGGCUUCAACGUCUUCUUCAGGAUCAAGGCAGAGGACUCCAUGGACAUCGGUGUCAUCAUGCUAUUUUAUGGUCUUUACUACGGCGUCAUGGGCCGAGACUUUGCAGAAAUCUGCUCCGACUACAUGGCUUCGACGAUCGGGUACUACAACAAGGGGGGCAUUCCCAGCAGGAGCCUGAGCGGAGACAUCUGUGCGGUGUGCGGUCAGAGGAUCCUGGUGGAGGUGGAGGAGGAGGGACUUAUAGAAGACACCUUCCAGCUUUCCUGUGGUCACAUAUUCCACGAGUUCUGCAUCCGGGGCUGGUGCAUUGUGGGAAAGAAGCAGACAUGUCCGUACUGCAACGAGAAGGUCGACCUGAAGAGGAUGAUGAACAACCCCUGGGAGAAAACUCACGUUUUGUACGGCCAGCUGCUCGACUGGCUGCGAUAUUUAGUCGCUUGGCAACCCAUCAUCAUCGGCGUCGUUCAUGGAAUAAACUUCUCUCUGGGCCUCGAGUAGAGCCCUGAGGAACGCCGCUACAGGAUCGUCUGGAGUCAGCUGUUAAAGGCAGCGCUAAAAAAAGGACUGCUUCGUACCGCGGUUUCAAACUCUUGCUGAAUUUCCUGCAGAAUGACUUCUUUUGGACUGAGGACGCUGCAAACUCAAACCACCGCCAGCAUAAAGGACACUUCAGGCAUUAAUCCAGUAUUUUUAAGCUGUUUCUUCCAUGCAGCUUUUGUUAAAAUGAAAAAUUAAUUCACCUUUUAUUAUUUAUCAAAGCCAGGUUUUAUUUGCACACUCCUUCCUGCUGGAUUAAUUGACUCCAGUAACGGGUUUCUGCUUUAUUUAUCUAAAGCUCUUCUUUGCAAAGUGUUUACAUAAGGAUAACUGUCCAAAUGGCUCCGAUGACUCCUAAAAGCUGUUAAUAUUUUCAGGUAUGCUGGUUUUAAAAUUUACCUUUGGAACAUUGUUCUUCAUCUGAGUUUAUUUCCGAGGUAAUUUAUUAUUUGCUGGUCCUAAACCAUCAGCUCAGAGCAUCAGUACUUCUCAGAAAAAUGUAACGGUUUCAAACUGUCAAAGAGUCGUGAAAGAAACAGGUUUGUCAAAUCAAACGUUUAACUGCCACUUUGUAUUUAAUAAAGAAUUAUGAAACAUU
This is a messenger RNA of Girardinichthys multiradiatus, 1681 nucleotides long. RefSeq names its product ring finger protein 175 (gene rnf175). The transcript is spliced from 9 exons. The record is from RefSeq and is a predicted model, not a curated record. NCBI's taxonomy places the organism in Eukaryota, Metazoa, Chordata, Actinopteri, Cyprinodontiformes, Goodeidae. Gene Ontology annotation, cellular component: endoplasmic reticulum membrane; Golgi membrane. The coding region runs from base 103 to 1044 and encodes 313 amino acids. Gene Ontology annotation, molecular function: metal ion binding; ubiquitin protein ligase activity.